Messenger RNA from Panicum virgatum (switchgrass), 1727 nucleotides. RefSeq lists its product as uncharacterized. Bases 157 to 1371 code for a protein of 404 amino acids. The transcript is spliced from 2 exons. The record is from RefSeq and is a predicted model, not a curated record. Lineage: Eukaryota; Viridiplantae; Streptophyta; Magnoliopsida; Poales; Poaceae.
UCUGCAAUUCAAGCAUCCGGCAUCUUCCCUCUUCUCACUCUCUAUCCAUCAUUCCAUCCAUCCAUCAGCUCACUCGCCGUCUACUCGCCAGCGAAAUCCGAGCACCGUCUCCCCCCGCACGCCUCUUCCCGGGCUCCCGGCGGCGCCGGCGACGCCAUGCCGCUUGCCCUCCCGUUCCUCCACCUCCCGCCCAACCCCACCCCUUUCUAUCCCUUCCGGAUCCACCGAACCCAACAGUCCCAACCUGACCUCUCCCUCCGAACCCGACGCCCCUCGGCGGCGGCGGCGGCGGCGGCCGAAGCAGGGAACCCGUCAGCAUCGGUGGACGUGGACGUCGAGAUGGUUCGCGGGCGGGACGGAGUGUGGACGGCGCGGUCCCCGACGGUGGUGGUCCUGUGGGACCUCGACAACAAGCCCCCGCGCGGGCCGCCGUUCCCGGCGGCCACGUCCCUCAUCGCCGCCGCCUCCCUCCUCGGCCGCGUCGUCUCCAUCUCCGCCUUCGCCAACCGCCACGCCUUCACCCACCUUCCCGCCUGGGUCGCUGCCGAGCGCCGCGACCGCCGCGCCCUGGACCGCGCCGAGCGCGCGGGGCUCGCCGCACCUUCCGUGCCCUACUCGUGCGCCGUCUGCGGCCGCCGUUUCCCCACCCGCCCCGACCUCACCCGCCACUUCCGGCAGCUCCACGAGCGGGAGCGCAACAAGAAGCUCUCCCGCCUCCGGUCCCUCAAGGGCAAGAAGCGGCAGAAGUUCCGCGAGCGGUUCAUCACCGGCAACACCAAGUAUCAGGACGCCGCACGGGAGCUCCUCACCCCCAAGGUCGGAUACGGGCUCGCCUCCGAGCUCCGGCGCGCGGGCGUCCACGUCCGCACCGUCCCCGACAAGCCGCAGGCCGCGGACCACGCGCUCAAGCGCCAGGUGAAGCACUCCGUGGCCUGUGGCGUCGACUGGAUGGUGCUCGUCUCUGACGACUCUGACUUCACCGACACCGUGCGCAAUGCACGCGCCGCCGACCUGAGGACCGUGGUGGUAGGGGAUGGGUGCCGCGCGCUUGGCAAGGUUGCUGACAUUUGGUUGCCAUGGGAUCGAGUCGAGAAUGGUGAGGUUGAUGACGAGAUGCUGAGGAGCUGUACACUUCCGGAGUAUGGAGAAGAUCAGGAAGAUGACCGGGGUGAGGAGUUCAGAUUUGAUUGGGAUACCAGUGACUUGGAUGAUGUUAUUGAUGAUAUUGUUGGAAGAACCAGUUUGCUUGGGGCUACGACAAUAUCUGCAUUUGCCGAUGAGGAUGUUACAGAUGGUAUAUUUGGAGUUGAAUUGAACGGAGAAAUCAUGUUUUGGAGUAGUGACGACGAGGAAGAGGAUGGUUACUUGUGAGCUUCACAUGGGAAUUUACAGGAUCUACUGUUACGUCAAAUAAUUCAGCCAUUGUUCCUUGGAACUUUUACCAGUAAAGAGAGUGCUAUCACUGUCGAUGUGCAAAGCCUUCAGUGCUUUCAAGAUAGGGCUCUCACCGGACUUUCUUCUCACUACUUCUCAGCUUUAUAUGCAUUGUAGCACAUGCUCCAAAUUCGGUAGAUGCUACCGUCACGAUGAUCAUGCCAGCAUCAUUCCUGCUCUGUAUUUAUCCAAGAAGUUAUUCUUGAAAAAAAACAUUAUCUUCCUGGUAUUUGUUAAUUUUGGCAGUUCAAGCCCAUGCUUUAUUCAUACAGAUUGCCUGUAGGCGUACUCAA